Molecule: messenger RNA, 1212 nt
Organism: Apaloderma vittatum (bar-tailed trogon)
Lineage: Eukaryota; Metazoa; Chordata; Aves; Trogoniformes; Trogonidae
Gene: ARHGDIB
Product: Rho GDP dissociation inhibitor (GDI) beta
Exons: 5
Coding region: 11-613 (200 amino acids)
Biological process (GO): Rho protein signal transduction
Cellular component (GO): cytosol; cytoplasm; membrane
Molecular function (GO): Rho GDP-dissociation inhibitor activity; protein binding
Source: RefSeq, a predicted model, not a curated record
CCAGGCGACCAUGACUGAGAAGACCCAAGAACCUCAUGUAGAGGAAGAUGAUGAUGAGCUGGAUGGGAAACUCAACUACAAACCUCCUCCCCAGAAAACGCUGCAGGAGCUGCAGGAGUUGGACAAGGAUGAUGAAAGCCUUGCCAAGUACAAGAAGUCCCUGCUGGGAGAUGGACCUGUGGUAGUAGACCCAACAGCUCCCAAUGUGGUGGUCACCCGACUCACCCUCGUAUGUGACUGUGCUCCAGGACCAAUCACUAUGGACCUUACAGGUGAUCUUGAAGCACUCAAGAAAGAGACCUUCGUAUUAAAGGAAGGAGUGGAAUAUAGAGUUAAGAUCCACUUCAAAGUAAACAGGGACAUUGUGUCGGGACUGAAAUAUGUGCAGCACACCUACCGGACAGGGGUGAAGGUGGACAAAGCCACAUUCAUGGUUGGCAGCUACGGGCCACGGCCAGAAGAAUACGAGUUCCUGACGCCUAUUGAGGAGGCUCCUAAGGGUAUGCUGGCUCGAGGCACCUAUCACAACAAGUCCUUCUUCACGGAUGAUGACAAGCAUGACCAUCUCACCUGGGAGUGGAACCUGUCCAUCAAGAAGGAAUGGACAGAAUGAGUUCACCCAGUUUGCCUUCCCCCUUCCCCCGCCUUUGCCUCCUGCACCAGUAUCCAGGUGGGCCAUGCCCACCAUGCUGCUCCUUCCUGCCACCGUGGCCAGCCACAGCCCUGGCAGCCCUUCCCGUGGGUGCCGAGGCUCUGCGCGAGCCCCGGUUGAUGCACAGGCCUGCAGGUGGCCUUGGCUGCUUCUUCUGAUACACUGAAAAUAACCUGCCUGUUUUCAACACCGCCCCAUCAUGACAUAUAAUGGGUUAAAUUGGGAAGCAUCUCCCUCCCUCUCUCCCAGUACUUUCUCCUGCUGUGUCCACGUCCAUCUCUUCUGUACCAAUUCCGGUCCCGGAAGUGCCUUUUCUAGGAAACAAGAUCACCUGGCAGGGCAGACUGGUCCCUGGAAAGUCCCUAUCUGAGUUAUACUUGCCAUGUACUCUGAGUCAUUGUAAAUGGUUACUUACCUCCCGUGAUGGUCUCCUGGUCUGUAUCUGGUGCCCUACCCUGUUAAAAAUCCAUCCUUGUGCAGGCAAAACCAGUCGGGGGAAUGCAGCUAGGAUGCUGUAACAAGACUUCAGUGUCCCAAGAAUAAAACCAGUUUCUUUCUUC